CCAAUUUCCGAACCAUUUGUUUCCGGAAUACUAAACUGGAGAUUUAUGUCUCAUAUAUAGUUUUGAUUCCAAGGCCAUCAAGCUAAUAGCUUUGUAAUUGAACUCCGUUGUGCCAUGAAAUUUUAGCUUCUUUAGAACAUGGCAAUAGCUUUUUCCUGAUUACUCUUUUGGAGCAACGGAAGAUGUCUGUGCAGGCAUUCUUUCUUUUCCAAGCGACAGAUGAAAACUGGGGCAAACUUGUUGCACACAGCUCUGCAUGAAUUUUCUAAGACAAUUAGGAAAAGGACACCAACCAAAUUAUCCUCUCCCAUGGGAUGCUUGAAAAUUAAUGGAGUACUUCAAUUCCCUACAUCCAUGCCAAAUUCAACUCAGACGUCACAAGCACUGUCGAGCAUAAUGAUAGCUGAAGAAUCUGCUAUCAUCUCCCAGUCUUGGAAGUAUAGUUGUUUCACUAUUUCUGAUUAAGAUGGAGAAAUGUCAUGCUCCUCAGGUGUUUGUACUGACAGGAAUGCAGAAGUCCUCAAUCCAUAACAAGCAAAUUGAGAAAAGAAAGAAGAAACAGCACUGAAUUAGUGUUCUUCUCUGAUCAAGAGGUUGCAUGGUUCAUGGCUAUUUGGUUAACAAGUCAUGUUGAUUCUGCAACGUGAGGUACAGAAAGUGUGGUAUGGCUCCAUUUUGCAACCUUCCAGUUUGAUAAGAAAGAGGAGAAACCCAACAAGUCCUUAAGUGCCAUCAGCCCUUUCAAAUGGAUGCGAUUAUUUUAUAUUUAAAAGUAAAUUAUUGCUUUCAUUUCUAAUGUCUGGAAGGAAUCACCGAUUGCGAUUUCUGGGAAAUAAUCAGAUUAUAUUGGUUCAGAAUCUAAUGAAGGUUGACAUUCUACUGCAUUUUCUAUGGGAACAAGAAUGUUAUUCUAACGUUGGUGCUUCAAAAUUCUCGUCUGAUGGAUUACUUAAUCCAUUGCUUUCCUGCUGAUGCCCAUGACAACUUUCUUUCAGAAAGCAAGGAAUAACUGCUCCUAAUGUAAUGGUAUAUCAAAUGACUGGGAAAUGCAACCAACAUUGAUAGUUGACUUCCACCUUGAAUGAAAAUGGCUAGUCUCUUUUUAAGCAGAAGGGUUGGUCACUAUUCCAUACAGGCUAAUGAUUGUCCAUGUGGAAGAUAUAUCAGAUCCACAACCCAUACUUGGUGUAGAAAAGAGCCCCAUGUAGCAGCAGAACAAUGCAGAACUUCACUGUAACCCUUCCAAAUGUGCCCAUCAGUAAACAACCUUGUUUUCUUGGUGCAGCAGAGCUUGUUUUCAUGAUGAAGGGACCAUCUCAAGCAAUUCCAUUACAGUGGCAGGAUUAUUGAGAGAAGCUGGUUUUCUUAUGGCUGAUUAUGUUAAGUGUUUGGUAUGGUUUGGGUUGCCAUGGAUACAUGUUCAAUGUGUGCUUAUGAAGAGGCAUUUUUUUGUCAAAGUAAACUCACCUCUUUAAAGUAUAUAACAGAGAAUGGGAUAAAACUUUCAAGGAUAUUUUUUUAUUGUACUGAGCCUUGUCUGUUUCCUAAUCAAUGAAGGUUGGUUGAGCACUUCAUAUUUCUGAAGAGCCAAUGAGAUAGCAGCACAGUUGGUUACAAGGACUGGAGUUGGAGACAGUACUUCUAGGGGCUUCCUGUCAAAAACUUUCCAUUAUUUUUCCUCUCUGUCUCUCUCUCUCAUCUGUGUCCCCAUAAAGUUUGCAGACAAUCUCACAAGGACAAGAUCUUCAAUAUAGUACUAUGGAUGAACACAAGGCUUGAUAUGAUUACUAUUCACAGGAGGAAAGAUGAGAAUCAUAAUGGACAGGGUCUAUCAGAUGAUUCAGCUAUACAAAAAGUACUAAUAUCCUAAGGUCAUUUUGGAAGGAUACUUCCAUACAAUUUUCUGCUUCUCUGUCUCUGUGCCUGGAAGAGUUCCUAUUAAUUUCGGCCAACUUGUGCUUCCUGAAAGUAAAGUGUGCUUGUCGAAGCACCAAACAAGUUUGAGAGAUCAGUAUACGAAGGAUCAUCAAAGUUUCAGGAUGGUGCAAGAGGGAGAAGAAACUUGGAUUGCUGAUCACAGAGUUGGAGAAACUGGCCUUUCUGAUCCUCGACUUUCAACUCACGGAAUUCAUGGCACCACUCCAGCUGCAACUAAGUUCUUUGAUCAGGAAGAAGCUUCUUAUUUUGGGGGUCUGGAGGAGGCUCUUAUGGAUGGAGUAGAUGGCAUAAGAGAAACUGAAGACACUUUUCUCACAGCCAGACCCCCAACACUUCAGAUCUUCCCAUCAUGGCCAAUGAGAUUCCAGCAAUCUCCCAGACCGGGGAGUUUGUGGUCAGCAAGGAGCAGUGCUUCAAGCUCAGCUCAAAACACUGCAUCUCAUCCAGAAUCAGACAAUCCAGCAAGCAGAAUGGCCUCUUCAGACCUGUGUGCUGACCACAAGCAGCAACAAGAGGUGAUGAUGAGAAAGAUGACUGGUUCAACUGCAAGGAAAGACGGAAAGGUACUUGAUCCUAAGAGAUUAAGGCGAUUAGCUCAGAAUCGUGAGGCAGCAAGGAAGAGCCGCCUGAGGAAAAAGGCUUACGUGCAACAAUUAGAGACCAGCAGAAUUAGGCUGCAGCAGCUCGAGCAAGAUCUACAUAGUGCAAGAUUACAGGGUGUGUUCUUAGGAGUCGCAGGCUGUGCAAAUGGAUCUACGAGUUCCAGCGCUGCGAUGUUCGACAUGGAGUAUGCUCGAUGGUUGGAUGAGAACUGCAAACACAUGUCGGGGCUUCAAGGUGCGAUACAAGCUCACCUUCCUGAUGGCGACCUCGGUGUCAUUGUAGACCAGUGCGCCGCGCACUACGACGAGCUCUUCCGGCUGAAAGCCAUCGUCGUCAAGUCCGACGUGCUCCACCUCUUGAACGGGGCAUGGAGGACUCCGGCGGAGCGCUGCUUCCUGUGGAUGGGCGGAUUCAGGCCCUCCGAGCUUCUCAAGAUGGUGGUGGCUCAGCUGGAUCCGCUGACGGAGCAGCAGUUCAUGGGGAUCUGCAACCUCCAGCAAUCGUCACAGCAGGCGGAGGAGGCGCUCUCGCAGGGCCUCGAGCAGCUCCACCAUUCAUUGGCUGACGCCAUUGCCGGUGGCUUCCUCAGCAAUGGCGUGGCCGAUGGAAGCUACAUGGUGAUCGCAUUAGGGAAGCUCGACAACCUCGAAGGACUAGUCCGCCAGGCUGAUAAGUUGAGACAACAGAGCUUACACCAAUUGCGCAGCCUCUUCACCACCAUACAAGCAGCAAAAUGUUUCCUAGCAAUCGGAGAGUACUACGCUCGCCUGCGUGCUCUCAGCUCGCUAUGGGCGUCUCGGCCACGAGAGAGCUUGAUCAGAAACGAUGGUGUUGUCUCUACAUCAACAGACCUGCAAAUCGUUCAUCAACCACUGCAAAAUCAUUUUCCAUAUUUGCCUCUUUGAGCUCAUUCUCAUGAGAGAGAGAGAGAGAGAGAGAGAGAGAGAGAGAGAGAGAGUGUGUGUGUGUGUUGUUGAUCAUGGCUAUUGAACAAUGUGUGCAUGUAUUAUAUGUACAAAUAACAAGGGGAAGCAUAUGCUAACAGCAAAUUGCAUGA
Messenger RNA from Musa acuminata AAA Group (dessert banana), 3598 nucleotides. RefSeq names its product transcription factor TGAL5-like. Gene Ontology annotation, biological process: DNA-templated transcription; regulation of DNA-templated transcription. Gene Ontology annotation, molecular function: sequence-specific DNA binding; DNA-binding transcription factor activity. The transcript is spliced from 15 exons. The record is from RefSeq and is a predicted model, not a curated record. Lineage: Eukaryota; Viridiplantae; Streptophyta; Magnoliopsida; Zingiberales; Musaceae. The coding region runs from base 2040 to 3446 and encodes 468 amino acids.